This is a messenger RNA of Hemibagrus wyckioides, 3454 nucleotides long. RefSeq names its product serine/threonine-protein kinase TAO2. The coding region runs from base 19 to 2856 and encodes 945 amino acids. The record is from RefSeq and is a predicted model, not a curated record. NCBI's taxonomy places the organism in Eukaryota, Metazoa, Chordata, Actinopteri, Siluriformes, Bagridae. The transcript has 9 exons. Gene Ontology annotation, molecular function: protein binding.
CCUAAAAGCUCAGUGCGCAUGCGCGGCAAAGUCUUUACCGGAGCAGUUAGGUACUACUGUACCAGCACUAAUGGCGGAGUACGCAUGCGCAGUGGAGUCUUUACCGGAGCCCUAAUGGCGGAGAACGUACGGUCGCCUUUUGACUAUCGGGAGCCACCGACUCUCGACAGCGAUGGAGACGGUGGCAAGCCUCCGCCACCUCGGGGGCGAGUAUGUGGCCGAAAGAGGAAGGGCACUCCAGUGAAGGUGUGCGACCGUGCAUAUGUGACUGAAGAUGAAGAGGAAAGUUUGUCUGAACACAGUUACAGCCCAGGUGAAGGGCAGUACCCAGAUGAAGCAGAGGACCGGCUUCCCCCUCCCAGUAGUCCUUACUAUCUCGCUGAUCCAUCCCAGCUUUGUGUAUCGGAGCUCGGCGAAGAAGGUGCCAGUGGUGUUCGCGGCCCUGUGCUCUUUCCACCUCUACCACCUAACUGCAGGAUCAGAGAGGUACAUUGUGGGAGUCAGGUACGACUGGUUGUCAUAGCGAUCAGAGACAUCGCCAAGGGCGAGGAAAUUACGGUGGACUACAACUUGGCUGAGUGGGGCGAAAAUGCGCUGGCUUUCCAUCGCUCUGUAUCACCACGAGGAUUUGAAUGCGCCUUCAGUCCAGACAGCAAUAUUAAGAAGGAAGAGGAGGCAGCUCCAUCUCUCCCUCUGUCUCUCACAGUUUCAGACUACCUCACUCCCUCGUGGUCUCUCUCUCCUUCAUCGUCUCCUCUGUCUCGCUCCGAGGCCAGUGAUUCAGACCGAGAGGAAGAUGAAGAGGAAGAGGAGGAUGAGGAAGAGGAUGACGAAGAGGAAGAAGACCUUGAAGAGCUGAGGGGCCGCAUGAUGCGGAGACGCAAGAAGCGGAAAACGACGAAUAACACAGCCAAAAAAAAGCCUCAACCCAGCCCUCUUUCCUUCCCUCCAUCCUCCUCACCUUUCCAGACACCUUUAGCCCCACCUACCACAAACAUAAACAAUAACAUAAACAUAAACAUUAGCCGCAGCGCCAGCAGGAAGCAGCACUGUCCUCACUGCGGCCGCCAUUUCCGCUCUUUGGCUCGGCAUCUUGAAAAGCACCACGAUCAGCAACCGGAAAUCCGGAAUGCCAUGGAACUGUCUCAUGGCCCACGAGCCUCUCACACACCAUCCUCAACACACACACGUGGCUCACACUCGUUCACCUCACCACAGCCCUCUGCUUCCUCCUCCUCUUCCUCCUCAGCCACCCCCAAUCUCUUCUCUCGUGACUCGUCUGGCUCUGGUUCGGCGGCCAUGUCGUUCUCCCUCUCCCUCUCUCCUCCUACACGCCGUCCUUCCAACAAAAAGAGCCCCGCCUCUGUCUCCACUCCACCCAAAAAGGCACCUACAGCAGCAGCUGUGAAAAAGUCCCCCAGUCCUCCAGCCAAAAGGGGGAGACGGCCAAAGAAGGAGAAAGAAGAGAAGCAAAAGAAACAGGAGGAGAUGGAACGAGCGAAAGAAGAAGCUCCUCCCACUCCGGGACGAAAUGAAGAGGAAGAAAGAGAGGAGGUAGAAGAUGAGGAGCUGGAUCUGACCGAAAUGAGGGACGAUGACAGCGGAGAAGAGAAGAAUGGUGCUAGCUCUCACCGCUCCCACGUGUCUCCUCUCCUGUCCUCUCUCUCCACCCUGGUUUUGUAUCUCCGACGUCAGCAGCACACUUCCUUCCUGUCCCUCUCACGUUCGAGCAGCUCGGCAGAGGCUUGGCGUCUGCUGUGCCACUCCAGCCUGGCACUGCUUAUCCUGUAUAAUCGCCAUCGUGAGUGCGAGAUGGCAAAGCUGACCAUAAAUGACUACCGCAGUCGCAUCACUCCAUCCUCUAACUCCAGCUCCCCUCUUGAAGUGUCUUUAUCCCCUUUCGAGCGACAGGUUUUGUGCCACAGGCCCCGCGUCGGUGUUUUAGGAAAGCGCGGUCGGGUUCAGCCGCUAAUUCUUCCACCUCACUCUGAAUCCUGCCUCGAUUUGCUUCUGAAAACCUCCACGGAUGUGAACGUCGAUCCUGAAAGCCCUUAUGUAUUUUCUCGGCCGUAUCAUUCUCCUGCCACCCCUCUGCGUGGCACCGACCUCCUGCGUGGAUUAGCACGUUCCAGUGGGGCUAAAAACCCUGCAGCACUGACAUCACCACGCACGCGAAGGCAAGUCGCCAUCCUCACCCAGCUUUUGCUGAUGGAUGAGGGAGAGAAGGAGAGGCUUGAGCACUUCCUGCACAGCGAGUAUCACGUCACUCAAAGCUGCGCCAGGAUUGGCCAAGACCCAGCGCUGAUGGGCAGAGUGGGCCGUGUUGUGCUGUAUGGGGAGAGAGAUGGUGUGUUGUUCAGAGGAAUGAGCCUCAAACACAUCUGCCUCGAGCUGGAUGUAAUGUCUGGGAAUUCAGCAGAUUCUUUCUCAGAGGAGUCGGACGGAGAAGAAGAGAAGAGUAAUGAAAGAAUAGAGGUGGGAAAGAUGACAGGAGUGAACGGCCGAGGCCCACCUAAAAACGCCAGUCCCGCCCCCUCGCCCACUACGCCCUCCCCCUCAGCUUCGCACAAGAGGCGGAGCGCACAAAUAAAAUCAGAACGUUUACCCCACUUUUCAGGCAAGCGUGGUGUGCUGAAGAGGCCAUGGUCAGAAGCGGAGCGGGUUGCCGUAGAAACCCACCUAAAGCGAAACAUCGUGGAGCUGCGCGUCCCGGCGAAGGCAGACUGUGAGAGAUGUUUGCAGCACUGCCCCCUACUGGUGAGCAACCAGCGUGACUGGAGAGCCAUUAAAUUCUACUGCCACAACCGGAUUCAACUACUGAAGAAACAGGGACGUGGAGGAGCUGCUGUCUGUUAGCUCAACACACACACACAAACGCACACAAACACUGAGGGAGAGACUCUUACUCACACAUUCAAUCCUGGAAUGGGUUGGAUAAGUGACCAUACACACAUUUUUUGGAUUGCUGUGCAUCAGUGUUUCCACUGACCACACACGCGCACGCGCGCACACACACCCUUGUACAUUGUGAGUGGUUGUAUAUGAGUGUGUCCAUUGACUAUACACAAAUAAUGGCUUGAGUAAGUAAGCGAUCGUAUAUACACACACACUCUUUUGUGUCCUUAUACAUUUCAGCAUUUCACCCCAAACACAAAGUGUUAAAAUAGAUUUAUGCGUAUAAACUGACCUCUUAUCCUCCUCACUGACAUGCAUUGGGACUUAGGCGUGUGUGUGUGUGUGUGUGUGUGAACACUGCUACAUAGCCGAAAUCUCCUAUACACCUGACGAAGCAGCUCAAAAUACAUCACACAUGGACCGCAGCAAAGGAUGUAAUUAUUCCUUUAUGAACUCUUUUGUCCAUUUUCUUUUUUAUGACGAUGCUAAUCCUGUUUGGCCAGUGGAGUCUCGCUAUGGAUUGAUUGUGAAAGACUUCUAUAUAAACAUCUGAAAUUUA